CAUGUGUCGUAUACACGCAGGUGGGUCAGAACUAUUCCUCACUUGGUAUGAAUUGGAUCUGACUACCGUUUUCUCCAGGGAUUGUUUUUCCCAUAUAUUAAUAAUUGGUUUCCUCUCUCCCAUCAUCAUCGAACAUCGACUUGUUCGUCAUCUUCGUUUCUUCAAAUUCAUUACCCUCCUUCUCUUCGGUGGUCAAUUUUUGACAUCCUUUUCAGAUCACCCUUUUAUCAUAUUUCAUCCAACCGUAUGCAAAGGUAACACCUGUGUCACUUUGCGCGGCUUCGUCACACCCAAACCGCGUGCCGGCAAGUUCACGUGUAUGACCGCAGUGGCGCACCGCAAAUGGCCUAUCCUACCACCACUAGUGGUCGCAAUUCCGCGGUGGAACUACCAUCCACAGCUGUGUCUGACGAGAAGACAACACAAGAAUCUGGAUCAUCUUCUGUUUCACUGCCAAGCCGUGACGGAAACAAUGAUGCGACUUCACACGACAAGUCGCAAGAAAAGAUCGAGGCGAAUGGUGGCAAAGAAGUCAAUGCGCCGGUGAAAGAUGAUGCAGAGAUUGAGGAUGACCAACAAUAUGCCGGUGAUGAGCAAGGCCUGAAUAAGGUCGUUAGCAGAAAGAGCGUGAGAGAUACGAGUAGUAUACCCAACGGAGGACUCGUCGCGUGGUUACAGGUUCUAGGUGCAUUUUUCUUAUUGUUCAAUACUUGGGGCAUCGUCAACACAUUUGGCUCAUAUCAGACCUACUACAACACAGUACUACUGGUAGACUCCAAUGCAUCCGCAGUCUCUUGGAUAGGUUCUAUACAAGGAUUUCUCCUGAUGAUGGUAGGCGCGUUGUCCGGACCGAUCUAUGAUGCUGGGUAUUUUCGCACGUUACUUAUCUCUGGGUCUCUUCUCCUCGUGAUAGGACAGAUGAUGCUGAGUCUAUGCCACGAAUACUGGCAGGUUCUUCUCGCGCAAGCAUUCUGCAUAGGCACCGGUACUGGAUUUCUGUUCGUCCCUGCAGUAGCAAUCCUGAACACCUACUUCACGACCAAGAUCUCGACCGCUGUAGGACUCGCCGCGAGUGGGAGCUCCUUUGGUGGUAUAAUCUACCCCAUUGUCUUCCAUCGCCUCCUUCCGCAGAUCGGAUUUGGUUGGACAACCCGGGUGAUAGGAUUCAUCAUCAUCGCAACGCAAGUUAUUCCCCUCACCGUCAUGCGCGUGCGAGUCCUCCCCAAAAAGUCCCGUUCCCUCCUCGACCUCAACGCCUUCACCAUCGCCCCCUACAGCCUCAACAUCGCCGGCUUCUUCGUCGGCUUCAUGGGUCUCUACAUGCCCUUCUUCUACGCGCAGUUCUACGCCCUACAGCGCCACAUCACGAACCCCGACCUCGCCUUCUACCUCCUGGCCGUCAUGAACAGCACCAGCAUCUUCGGCCGCACGAUCCCCAACGUCAUCGCCGACCGCAUCGGCGUCUUCAACGUCGUCGUCCCCUGCACCAUCUUCUCCGCCAUCCUGUGCUUCUGCUUCGCCGCCGUCCACACCUCCGCCGCCAUCAUCGUCCUCAUGGCCUUUUACGGCUUCUUCUCCGGCUCCUUUGUCUCCAUCCCGCCCGCCAUCGUCGUCUCGCUGUCCCUCGACGCCCGCGAGAAGAUCGGCACCCGCAUGGGCCAGACGUUCGCGAUCAUCGCUGUCGGGCUGCUUAUCGGGACGCCAAUCGGAGGCGCGAUUCUGGAUCACAGCGGAUUUGAGAGCAUCUGGAUUUAUGGCGGGUGUCUGCUGCUCGGAAGCGCGGUGUUUCUUGUUGCGGCGAGGGUUACGCAUAAGGGGUGGGGGUUGAUGGUUAAGGCUUGAUGGGAGGGUGUUUUUUCCAAGUGUAUCGUAAGGAAAGGGGUUGCGACUGGGUGGUUGUGUGUAUAUAAAAUCGGUUUUGCAUAGAAUAAGCGUGGAGGUAACAAUGUAAAUGCAUUCGCAUUCAGAUUCAAGAAAGGAGUGGCCUGCACGGCUAACUGCAAUGGUUUACCUCUAAGAAGUACAGCAACAUUGCCUGUGCAUGUGGAG
Molecule: messenger RNA, 2049 nt
Organism: Aaosphaeria arxii CBS 175.79
Lineage: Eukaryota; Fungi; Ascomycota; Dothideomycetes; Pleosporales
Product: putative monocarboxylate permease
Exons: 3
Coding region: 343-1842 (499 amino acids)
Biological process (GO): transmembrane transport
Cellular component (GO): fungal-type vacuole membrane
Molecular function (GO): transmembrane transporter activity
Source: RefSeq, a predicted model, not a curated record